Messenger RNA from Styela clava, 1293 nucleotides. Its product is annotated as cyanocobalamin reductase / alkylcobalamin dealkylase-like. NCBI's taxonomy places the organism in Eukaryota, Metazoa, Chordata, Ascidiacea, Stolidobranchia, Styelidae. Gene Ontology annotation, cellular component: cytoplasm. The record is from RefSeq and is a predicted model, not a curated record. Gene Ontology annotation, biological process: cobalamin metabolic process. Gene Ontology annotation, molecular function: demethylase activity; cyanocobalamin reductase (cyanide-eliminating) (NADP+) activity; FAD binding.
CUAGAUUCUAGAAUGUGGAUGACCAUGAAACAUGGGGUACGAUUUCCUGAUCUUGUCGGAGUGUGUCAAAAAUUUGUCAAUACCGCUCAGUUGUGUAAAGCCUCUGGUGGAAUACCAAAAAAAAUCAGUUUUGACAGUUCUUAAUAUGGAUUUUGAAACUGUUCGUUCGACUCUACAAAGAUACUUUGAAUCCAUUGGUAUGGAAAUACAUCCGUUCAAAAUAGAUUGGUACAACAAUAUGGUUGGAAAUCCAUUCAAACUAAAAUUUGAUCCCAAUGCUAUUGGAUUUGUGGUGAUCAGUGCUCCAUCAAUGUUUGAAAAGGCAUUUGUACCUUACAUCAAGAAUGAACAUGAUACCACAAAUUCACAAGUAAAGAAAAGGAAUAAUCAAGAUGCUUAUUCACAGAGAGAUCCUCUCGAUUCAUGUUUAAUUCAUCAUUUUAAUGAAGCAAAACGACAAAUUCCUGAAGCUGACGUUGAAAUAAUACAUGAUUUUGAGAUUCUACCAAAUAAAAGACCUAAAAUAUUAGUGCAAACAGCAGCGCACGUUGCAGGGGCAGCUUAUUAUUAUCAAAAAGCAGAUGCAGAAAACAAGCAUGAAAAGACAUGCCUUUGUGCAGUCCAACCUCGCAGCAAUGGUAUUAAUGACGAAAAUCCUGGAGACCUAAACCUAACAGAUUGCACCUGUGAAAGCCCAUGGAAUAAAUCGAAACGAAUUUAUGGUGUUUGUGUACACCCGAAAUAUGGAGGUUGGUUCGCAAUUCGAGGUGUCAUGAUUUUUCCACAUAUUAAAAGUGAAAUUCCUAAGUGUCCACCAGUGGACUGCGUUAAUACAAGAGAGCUACAAAUUCAAUUGUUAAAUCGAUUUAAUGGGAACUGGCAAGAUUGGACUUACAGAGAUGUUAUUCCAGUAAUUGAUAAAUACUCUGAAUUACAGAAGAAAUAUUUUGCGACUUUACCGAAACAUAGACAUGAAUUAUUAAAGAAAAUAUCUGAACUGCAAACUUCAUAAUAUUAAUUUUCAUAUUUUGUCUACCAGUAAUUUAUUUUCUGCGACAUUUCUCAACAAAUAGUUACUGUUUACACAUAUUUUCAUCUUAAUUUAUUGAAUAAUUUUUUAGCUUAUGUUAGUAUAUUCUGUUUUGAUAUCGAACAAUAACACUGAUUGACGCAAAACAAUGAUGAAUUUAUAUACUGGAACCAACUGUAUAAGACAGCAACUUAUGGCCAGUCACAACCAAAAUAUUAAGUUCGUAUAUUGCUUCAAACAGGUUUAGUAUCAAUGUCAUUUAC